This is a messenger RNA of Sorex fumeus (smoky shrew), 3858 nucleotides long. It is a transcript of the gene VWA3B, whose product is annotated as von Willebrand factor A domain containing 3B. Lineage: Eukaryota; Metazoa; Chordata; Mammalia; Eulipotyphla; Soricidae. The record is from RefSeq and is a predicted model, not a curated record.
AUGACUGGUUCAUCGCUCACCAUCUCUGAGCAACAGCUGCAGAGGCAGGAGAAACUGAGUAAUACCAAAACAGACUUGAUUCAGCAGAGCCUUAUCUCAUCCAAGGACUGGCUUCAGAUCCAUGGGCUGAAGAACAACAAAUUGACCUUGAAUCAGAUUUUAUCACACAUUGGAUUCCCACAUUGUGAAGAUUAUGUGAAAUCCCUGCGGAGACCUGUGGCUUCCAGGUAUGCAGAUGGCCUGUUUCCGAGGUUCUAUAGAGUGGAAGAUGGCAAAGUAUUCAACUUGACAGCAAACUCCGAACUGAUCUCGCAGUUUGUGGAAGGACUCACACAAGCUGUGGAGAGCUACAAGCAGCGGAUGGCCUGGCUCACCAGCAGAAGCAGGCAGGUUUUUGGUGUCAUCUUGGAACGGUGCAUCACCAUUGUGCUGGAUCUGGGCGGCAUGCUGGAGCAGGAGCUUCACCUGUGCCAAGACGCACUGAUAAUGGUCCUCCGAGAGCAGGUGGCUCUCAUCGACAAGUUCAAUAUCAUAUGGGUUUCUCAGAAGCCUGUGAAAUUUCAAGAAAAUGCCACUCGUGUGACUCAAGAGUCAAUAGCUGCAGCCAUCAUUUGGGUUAAGGAACUGACUUUCAAGCUGCCAGUAAGCCCAACUAGCUGCCUGGACGCCCUACUGGAAGCUGGCAAAGACAGAACCGUUGAAGCCAUUUACUACUUUGUGGUGGGGGAUGUUCCUGAGGAAUCCAAGAAUGUUCUUCAGAGUGCAUUGGAGAUCCCAGGUCCUCUCUACACUGUGUCCUUUAAUGCCCGGGGGAGAGACACCAUCGCCUUCUUAAAGGAGCUGAGUGCCAAGACCCAAAGCAGAUUCCAUGCAUUUGCAGAGAGAACACAGUGUGUGGAAUUUCCUGAUUUCUUCAUAAAGGAUGGUGAUCAUGUAAAGACUUGGAAUGAGAGGAAACUGAAAGGAAAGCUCCCUCCAGGAGCUGGGGUCAGAGAGGAUGUGUUUCUCAUUUGGAGGGAGAUGGAAGAAGCCUGCAGCACACUGGCUCAGGUUCAGAGGCUGGUGUCUGAGUCUCCUGAGUCCAACAUGUCCUUAGAAGACUGUGAAUAAAGAAUUGUCUCCAUAGAUAGCCAGUCAAAUAUGGAGGACACCUGGGACUCAACGAAAUGGCUAAAGAAAUAUGGCCUGAAAGCCCAAAAGCUGUCAUUCUAUGAUGUUCUUGCUGACUGCUCCUUCCGCCAUGCUGAUGGAAUUGUUGAUAUAAAAAUUAAACCAGACAAUGAAUCCCUGUGCACCAGUGCGGAGACCAACAAGAAGAUAGUCCAUGCAAAAUACUGCAGUAAAUUUGUCCAUGCUCCCUGGAAAGAUGGGAGCUUGGUCCACGUGUGCAUAACCAAGGAAAAGUGCACAUUGUACACAGAGAGAAUUCAUGCAGUUCUCACCCAGAUCCAGAGGAGGAUUAAAUGGCUACAGAAUAAAAGUGAAGUUCUCUUUGGAAAAGUAUGCGCUGAUUGCAUCUACAUUCUCAUUGAUACAUCGUACUCAAUGAAGGGGAAACUGGAUUUGGUGAAGGACAAGAUCAUUCAAUUUAUCCAGGAACAGCUGAAAUACAAAAGGAAAUUCAAUUUUGUGCAGUUUGAUGCUCAAGCAGUUGCUUGGCGGGAAAAACUUGUUGAAAUCGAUGAAGAUAAUUUGAAACAGGCUCAGUGCUGGAUUAGAGACAUUAAGAUUGGAAGUUCCACAAACACACUGGACGCCCUGAAAAUUGCAUUCGCUGACCAAGGAACACAAGUAAUCUAUCUUAUGACAGAUGGGAGGCCUGAUCAGCCACCUGAAGUGGUUAUAGACAAAGUCAAAAUUUUUAAAAAGAUUCCUAUUUACACCAUUUCCUUCAAUUACUACGAUGAGGUUGCAAAUGGAUUUUUGAAAAUGAUUUCUUCUUUGACUGGAGGAGAGUUCCAUUGUUAUAAUUUUUGCAGGAAAGACCCCUAUCCUUCAGAUACACUUCAGAAUGAAGAUAUAACCAUUUUAAUUAAAGAACUGGAGCAGGGACGCAGUGACCUGGAGAAGUUGCAAGACCUCUAUUUGGAGUCUUUGGUGAUGGACUGGUGGUACAACAGUGUAAAGGAAAGAAAUGAGCAUCCAAAAGAAACCUCUCCUAAGGAUUUGACCCCAGAAAAAUGUACACAGCAUCUCUCUGGCAUUAAAUCAGCGCUGCUGUCCUCCCUAGAUAUGAUAAAAAUACAGAGGGACGCUUCAAAUAAAAAGACUCAGAAAAAGAAAGUCCUCCAUGCAGAAUCAACCAAAACUAGCAUGCUGAGAAAUCAGCUCUCCAUGAGCAAGAACUUAACUAACAGUGUGAGGAGUGACAGUCUUUCCAGUUCCAGCAACUGGAGCUCUGCAGAAGACAAAGAAAUAAACAUUCUGAUGGCAAAUGAAUGUUCAGAUGACAAAUCUUUCAGAACAGUGACUGGAGAAAGGAGUGGUGAUUGUGACCUAAAUUCGUCAGGUCUAUCUACAGCAUCCUGGCUCAAUAUUCAUGGCUUAGUUGCCAAGAAACUCACCAUUAAGGAUGUCUUCUCAGAGACCUCAGUGCCUCUCUGCUCCACCUAUGUUCCCUUUAUGGGCAAAAGUUUUAUUUCUACAAUCGUUCAGGAGGUAUUCCCUCCAGCGCACGUGUGCAAUGACACAAAUAAGAUGUCACUAAUUAACCCCCAGGGAGUCAAGCUCAACAUCUACAAGCAAAAAGUGGAACAGGCUAUUAAAUCUUAUGAAAGGCGCUUGAAUCAAAUUGUUUGGCGAGCAUUAUCUCCAGAAGAAAAAGAAAAGUUAGACUCAAAUAAACCAAUUAUGUAUUUGGAAAACAAAGAAGCUUUAAACCAGGCAUUAGAACGAUCAAAUUGGCCUAUUUCAUUGAAAGAGUUGUCCAUGCUGGAAAAUGAAAUCUUAGUCGGGAAAAUGUAUAUCCAGCAGGCCAUGGAGCUCGAGGGGGCGGCCAAGAAAGAGAAUGAAAGCAGAACACUGAUAGAGCAACAGAAAUCUACAAUAAAUACAUCAAAGAAAAUUAAAUCACGAAAAUUGGAUCCUCUCAAAGGCCAGAAAGUUAUUGCACGGUGUGAUGAAAAUGGAUUUUAUUUUCCAGGAGUUGUAAGGAAGUGUGUGAACCCUACCCAGGCACUGGUAGAUUUCAGGUAUGGAGACACCAAGGUUGUGCCCAUCUCCUUCAUCACACCUGUGGGAGGCGCCAUGCCCUGCCCACUGCUCCAGGUUGGAGAUUAUGUAUUUGCCAAAAUUGUGACUCCCAAUGGAUUUGACUUCUAUGUCCCUGCCAUAGUCAUAGCACUUCCAAAUCAGAAUGUGGCUGAAGAUAAAUUCUACACAGUUCUGAAAUGCAACAACCGGAAAGAAUUUUGCCCUCGGAGUUCACUUAUUAAAAUCAGCCAAAACAAGUAUGCUCUCUGUUGUUCUCACAUAAAGUCACCCCCACUUCAGGACUACAUGAAACCCAAGGACACAGACUCAAAUAAUUCUACCUUACUAAUUUAUCCACUUAAAGAAGUUGAGUCUGAAGAGUUACAAGAGCUAAAACAUAAGAACAGUAAAAGGAGAAAAAAAAAAACCACCAAGAGGCUGCCUCUGCAGGAGACAGUGUCUUUGGACUCAGACAGACAUCUGCAAGAAAUCAAGUCCCAAGAGUCCUACAUCAGGAGCCACCACAAAUGCAGAGUGGGAGAGAAAAGACAUUUUUUUCCAGAACAACCUGAAAUCUGUCUCAAUGAUAGUGCCUCUGAGAUCAUUCCCCAGUUUCCGGGCCAGUUUAGAUCACAGUACUGCAAAAACUCUAACAUCCUGAAUUAA